GGUAUCGUUGUAUUCGAUGAACGAGAAGUGUUUGGUGCGAGAAUAAUUUCGCUAUGCCAUAGCCCUAGUGGGCAGUGGGUUGUCGUUGGUGAUACUCAUUGUUACCUACGGCUGUUUCGAGUGUCACGUGGACCGGAUGGAGGUGUCUCGAAGUUCACAGAUAUAUGUGCACACAAUGAUCGUGUGGAUAGUCUGGAAUGGGCUCAUUCGGGAUGCAGGUUCGCUUCCGGAAGUCGUGACGGUGUGGCAAAAGUGUGGAGUUUUUCAUGUGGGAAGUGGCGGUCUACUUCUCUAAUUGUACCUGGAUUUAGAUUCGAACCUACGGAUCUGCAUCCAGUAGCGCUUGCGUCCAGUGAGCGACCUAAAAGUAAAUACAGAGUCACAAUGCUUUGCUGGUCACUCGAUGAUGGAAUGAUAGUCACGGCUGGCUCCGAUUAUAUUUUACGAGUCUGGAGUAGUUCUGGCGGAAUGCUGCGGUGUCUUAGUGGUCAUACGGAUGAUACUUUUGUGUUAAAAGCACAUCCUGCCUUUCCGAACGUCGUGCUAAGUUGUGGUCAUGAUGGUGUCAUGGUGUUUUGGGAUCUUCUUGUUGGAGAAAAAGUGAAGAAGUUCACAAAUGCUGUUGAGCACCGAGGACACUCUGCCCUUUUCGACCUCGAUAUAUCCCGCGAUGGAUGCACUGUUGCUGCCGUCGAUUCCCUGGGACAUCUCACUAUUUAUAGUGUUGCCUCUAAAUCAACACGACCCGUUCCUAAACAGCAGUUCUUCAACACCGAUUACUCACCGCUGCUGAUGGAUGAUACUGGCUGGGUAAUAGAUGAAGCGACAGGUAUCGCUCCACAUCUUCUUCCACCUCCUCUUCUCACUGAUCAAGAUCUUGUUCCACUAGCUGAUGAAUGGCAAGAUACAGUUCCUGGGAGGGAUCUGCUCCGAAAGGUUCUCAACACAACUAGAAGUGCCUCUUUUCCGCUUUGA
Molecule: messenger RNA, 975 nt
Organism: Ostertagia ostertagi
Lineage: Eukaryota; Metazoa; Nematoda; Chromadorea; Rhabditida; Trichostrongylidae
Source: the annotation of a GenBank genome assembly